AUGGGCAAGAAGCAAAAGAAGGGAGAGAAGGGAGCGGUGACAAACUUUAUCACCCGAACUCAAGCUGUCAAAAAGCUGCAGAUUAGUUUGGCCCAUUUCAGACGGUUAUGUAUUUUGAAAGGAAUCUACCCUCGGGAACCCAAGAACAAGAAGAAGGUGGGAAAGGGUUCCACCGCUCCCAAAACAUACUACUACCGCAAAGACAUUCAAUUCCUCCUCCACGAACCUGUUCUCCACACCCUCCGUGAGCAAAAAAUCUUUGCUCGAAAACUCAGCAAGGCCAUCGCAAAGCGUGAAUGGUCGCAAGCAAAGAAUCUGGAGGAAAGUAAACCAGAGUAUACACUUGACCAUAUCAUCCGAGAACGAUACCCAACGUUCGUCGAUGCCCUGAGGGAUUUGGAUGAUGCCCUAUCAAUGGUCUUUCUGUUUGCUACCCUACCGGCUACCGAUAAGAUAAAAAGUGAACAUGUGCGUCAGUGUCAGAGACUGAGCGCGGAAUUCCAGCACUACGUUAUGGUGUCGAGGAGCUUGAGAAAGGUGUUUUUGUCCAUCAAAGGAAUCUACUACCAGGCUGAAAUCAAAGGGCAGCAAAUAACUUGGAUUGUACCCUAUCAGUUCUCACAACACGUAAGACUACCGUGUCUGAUUGUGUCAUUGAAAGCGCGCGCUGAACAUGAUAUAUCAAUAGGUUCCCACCGACGUCGACUUUAG
This is a messenger RNA of Spizellomyces punctatus DAOM BR117, 711 nucleotides long. RefSeq names its product mRNA-binding ribosome synthesis protein NOP7. Gene Ontology annotation, biological process: maturation of LSU-rRNA from tricistronic rRNA transcript (SSU-rRNA, 5.8S rRNA, LSU-rRNA); ribosome biogenesis. Lineage: Eukaryota; Fungi; Chytridiomycota; Chytridiomycetes; Spizellomycetales; Spizellomycetaceae. Gene Ontology annotation, cellular component: PeBoW complex; nucleolus. The record is from RefSeq and is a predicted model, not a curated record. Bases 1 to 711 code for a protein of 236 amino acids. Gene Ontology annotation, molecular function: RNA binding. The transcript has 2 exons.